UGCAAGUCAUUUUUUCGCAAUUCCACCCCAGCUCUGUCCCUCUACACGUGUAUACCUGUUUACGUACCUACGUGGUACCUGCCGGUUACCUGCCGCGCCCCAUAUAAGCCCUAAGACGCCGCCAAGAUGUCCCUAGAGAGAGGUAGCAGCAAAGUACCUGGCUAGGUACCUAUCGCGCUAUCGCGCUGGUCCGUCCCGUAUUCGGGUUGGCUUGGGAGCAAUCGCUUCGACAAUUUCCUUCCGCAACCACCCACCGCCCAAACUUGCCUAUUAAUUCACCUACUACCGAUGGAUUCAAUCUGUCCCGUCUAAUUCUGCAAGGCUCCCCUUCUCUACACAUCCCUAACGCCCAUCCCCCGUCUCUACUGCUAAUCUUCGUCUGAUGCUGCGCCCGAAUCCUGGUCUUGGAAUACCUGCGACCUAACCUACCUGCCUGCCGACCUGCCUGCCUGCCUGCCCUGCCGGGAGACCCCGAACCAUGGAUGUCGCGUACAAGCAACACGCCAACCAGGCGCGCCGAAAGAACAGAUCCUCCACCAACCUCCAUCACCUCUCCCUCGCACCCCUCACGUCCAAGUUCCCUCUGACCGAUCCCGAGGCUCUCCCCGAUUUCGUCGCGCCCCCCAUCCGGCACAACGUCUCCUACCUGCAGGGCAAGUCCGCCCCCACGACCCCCAGGCUGCUCCAGUCUCCCUCCCGAACCCGAGGCAACUCGCCCAACCGCCGCCGCUCGUCUGUCCACGAACCCCUGGCCGCCAAGUUGCCUAAGAGCAAGUCUACCACUCACCUCGCCUCCGCCAACGCGAAGCGUGCUAGCUUGGGUGCGCUGUCUCCCCUCUCGCGAGGCCGCGGGCCGUCCGGCGCUAAGGAACGGGGACGCGGUGAUCGCGCCGACCGGAGCGACAGCGAUUGGAUGUUACGUGCCGGCGCCCUGCUCAGCUCCGAGGCGCGCGAGUCUAAGGGGCAGGCGUGGCUCGUGUCGCGGGCGAGCUCAACCAGCUUGAGCGGCACGCCCGACGUCGACGAGGACGCGUACGAACGGGAGCUGGCCAGGGAGAGGGAGCUCGCGAGCAGGCGGGACAGUCGCCGAGGCAGCACGGCCAGCGCCGACGGCGAUGUGGUCUCCCAAGGCAGCCGCUACGGCAGCCGCUCCCACAGCAGAGCCGGGACCAGGACGCGCCCGCGGACGCCCGUCGAACGCCAUGCGCACGACGGCUACUUCGGGCCCGAUCUCUUCGCGGCGGGCGACGACUCCGUGCAGGGGCCGGACUUCGUCGGCCUCGACGAGAAGCUCGAGGCCUUCAGGAUCGACGCGGACGAGUCGGACGAGGUCGCCGUUCGGAGGCUCGUCAGCCAGAAGGGUGGCGGCGUCAUGAGCUCGUGGAUGUGGUCGCUGUUCUCCGUCGAGGAGGGCGAGGACGAGGACGAGGACGACGGACCCGACGUAUCCGACGGCGAGACGGAGGAUAGCCACGUCCCGCGCAGCGCGAGUACGGCGGACCUCGAAGGCGCAGUCGGCCGCCCGGAGGCGCACAUCCCGCCCCCGAAACCCGACGAGGGUGGCUGGCAAGAUGCCGCGUGGCUCCUAACCGUGGCGUCCCGAGUGUUGUUGUAAACGAGGAACGAAAGCAGAGAAAUUCCUAAAGGCGAGAGGUGGCCCCUCUGGUUGGAUUCCAAGCUCCACGGGGGAGGGGGGGGGAACAGGUGCCUACAUAACACUGCAUUCAUCCCCCGGGGCUGCGUAAUGCCCGUUGGUCCCGUUGGUAGAAAGAUGCACGAUGCUUUUUUUCUCUCCUACUUAGCUAUCCUCUCUUCCCACGUUGGGGCGUGACACUGCAGCUGCACCGGGAAUGUCCGUUCUGUGGACUCCUCCCACCCUUUUCCCCCACUGGGACGGGCGUUGGGAAGCCCGGAAGGAGGAUCUACAUAUGGAUUGGGGGUAUUGUAUUUAGGAGGUCCGAGAAAAAAACACAAUGGAAAAAGAGAGAUCCGGUUGCUCUAAUAAUACUGACCUGUACGUCGUUAUCGGCCCUCAAAAAAUACAGAAUGACCGAUUCCGGCAUAUGUCUACCAUGUUAGUAAGAGCCCUGGCUUCAGAAUUCCAAAUGGUUAUUCCGUGGGCUGAUGGACCGAG
Messenger RNA from Durotheca rogersii, 2134 nucleotides. RefSeq lists its product as uncharacterized. Lineage: Eukaryota; Fungi; Ascomycota; Sordariomycetes; Xylariales; Xylariaceae. The transcript has a single exon. The coding region runs from base 479 to 1615 and encodes 378 amino acids. The record is from RefSeq and is a predicted model, not a curated record.